Molecule: messenger RNA, 4335 nt
Organism: Pogoniulus pusillus (Red-fronted tinkerbird)
Lineage: Eukaryota; Metazoa; Chordata; Aves; Piciformes; Lybiidae
Gene: NAB1
Product: NGFI-A binding protein 1
Exons: 8
Coding region: 171-1673 (500 amino acids)
Biological process (GO): negative regulation of DNA-templated transcription
Cellular component (GO): nucleus
Molecular function (GO): transcription coregulator activity; transcription factor binding
Source: RefSeq, a predicted model, not a curated record
CAGCCCCAGAGGAGGUUGCCCACAGGCGGUCGCCGUCGCCUCCUUCCGUGUCCUCGGCUCGGGGGGUGCCUGUCAGAGACCGCGAAGUUGGUGUCGGGACCGUGGACCCCCUCAGUGCCCUCCGUGUUCGUUUCCUCCGCCGCGGCUGGCAUGAGGUCCUGUCAUCCGUGAUGGCAUCAGCUCUACCCAGAACCCUUGGAGAAUUGCAGCUGUAUCGAAUACUACAAAAAGCAAAUCUCUUGUUCUACUUUGAUGCCUUCAUUCAGCAGGGUGGUGAUGAUGUCCAGCAGCUCUGUGAAGCAGGUGAAGAAGAGUUUUUGGAGAUAAUGGCCCUUGUAGGCAUGGCUAGCAAGCCACUUCAUGUCCGAAGGCUGCAGAAAGCUUUGAGGGACUGGGUCACAAACCCUGGUCUUUUUAACCAGCCUCUCACCUCGCUACCAGUCAGCAGCAUUCCAAUAUACAAGCUGCCAGAGGGUUCUCCUGCAUGGCUGGGUAUAUCCUGCAGCAGUUACGAAAGGAAUAGCAGCACCAGAGAGCCUCACCUGAAGAUUCCCAAGUGUGCUGCCACAACGUGCGUGCAGAGCGUGGGUGCGAGCAAGUCCGAUGUGGUGGGGAACUUAUCACUGCAAAGUGGCAGCGAACCCAGACUCUGGCAAGGCCACCACACGGCGGAGAGUGAGCACAGCCUUUCCCCAGCUGACCUUGGCUCCCCAGCUUCACCAAAGGAAAACAGUGAGACCCUGGAUGCUGCGGCUGCCUUGUCAGUUGCUGAAUGUGUGGAACGUAUGGUCCCCUCCCUGCCCAAAAGUGACUCAAAUGAAGUCAAGGAGUUACUGAAAACCAAUAAGAAACUGGCAAAGAUGAUUGGUCACAUCUUUGAGAUGAGUGAUGAAGACCCUCACAAAGAGGAGGAGAUCAGGAAGUACAGUGCAAUAUAUGGCAGAUUUGACUCGAAAAGAAAAGAUGGCAAACAUCUCACCCUCCAUGAGCUAACAGUUAACGAAGCAGCCGCUCAGCUGUGCGUGAAAGACAAUGCCUUGCUGACCAGGAGAGACGAACUCUUCGCGCUAGCUCGGCAGAUCUCUCGAGAAGUUACGUACAAGUAUACAUACAGGACCACCAAAUCUAAAUGUGGAGAAAGGGAUGAACUGUCACCAAAGAGAAUCAAGAUAGAGGAUGGUUACCCUGAUUUCCAGGACACGGCCCAGACCCUCUAUCAGCAGGACAAAAUGCCACUUGCUUUGGCUAAAGGAAAGAGUGAGGACUCAACAGCUCUCAAUUCUCAGUCAGAAAAGGUGAUGGCAAAACAGAUGGAGUUUCUCUGCAACCAGGCUGUAUUAGAGAGACGUCUUUCCACAGGAUGUUACAGACAAAACUCAGAGGAGCACAGCCCCAAUGGCAUGUCACUAGAUAACGCUGAUGGACAAGGUGAGAGACCGCUGAACCUGCGGAUGCCCAGCCUGCCAAGCAGGCAGCUGCAGCACAUUGCACUCAACGGAGAGCAGCACAUUGGCAAACCUCUGUGCAGUGACUUGAUCCGGCUUUACCCCAGCGGGGAGGCAAAGUCCCAGUCCUCAGAAGGCCUUGGUAUUUUAAAGGAUUUUCCUCAUUCUGCUUUCAACAACAACAUAGAAAGGAAGGUCAUAAAAACAGAACCAGAAGACACAAGAUAGUCAUUCUGCUCUGGAAAACGGCGUCACAACAAAGAAUGGAAACUUCACAAGAGAGAAAAACAAACAAAAACCAGCCUUAAUAACCAGUGUUGCCUCAUUCAAAUAAGAGAUUUCAAUAGCCAAAGCCUAAGAACUGGUCCAGCAAUCUGCGGAAACAGGGAAGCAAGAGACACUGCAAACUCCAAACAGGCGUACAGGUGGAUAAACAUUCCUGUAAAAGUGGUUUUAUAACGUGGGAAGGCUCACAAAUUAAUAUUGUGGGUCUUCAUAUUAUUUAAGAAUGUAUUAUGUAUUUGUAUAACUUAUCAAAGUAAAUCUAGAUGUCAGGACGUGUAUUGAGUCCAGUAGAUGUGGCUACAGUUCAUUUUACUUGAAAUUUCAAUGUCUACUUCUAAGUGUACCUAGCAUAGAUACGGUUGUUAAAAUAUUUUGACUUACAAAUCCUGGGAGAAUUAGAAAUGUAAACCUCGUGGCACAAUUAACAACAAGUUUGUAACAAUAUUUGUAGAGGAGGAAAAAAAAAGACAAGUAAAAAAAAAAAAAAAGAAGAAAAAGCAAAUGGAAAACACAUUCAAUAUGUCAUGUUUUAAAAUGUUAUGUGGAUAUAGCAUUCGAUAGACCUAGACCCUGCCUCUGUAUUAUAGCAGACACCUAACUACAGUUACAUCACUUGGAAUGGUUUCAGCAGCCUUUGUGUAACACACUUAACAGCAUAAUACCUACCUACAGUUCAGGGGUGGAGAAAAUGCCAGGGUAUGGAAGACUCCACGUGGUUGAGAAAAGUUGUGUUGGGAUAUACUGCACCAUUCCUAACGACCUCAUUUGGUAGGAAACCCAAGAGACCCAAGUAGCGUGAGCAGGGCUGCCAAAAUUGUGAUUCAGACCAUGAGGACUUUCUGUGCAUCUUGAGAAAAAAAAAAAUUAAAAAUCAAAUCAAAUGCAUUCUAAGUGUGGCAGAGGUGAACUCAGAUACAUCUGUGUAAAAGGUUGCACUUGACAUCCGGAACCCAUCAGAUCUGUUGGAGGAGAGAGAGACAAGGCGUUAGGUUCUUCACGUGCCGCUCCUCAUGAAGUGCUGUCCAGCCCUGAUGAUUCUAUGAAUAUCCCGUAUGCUGCAUACAGGAUGCCAAUACCUUUCUUUGUGUGUGCUGAAGUAACAGCUGUGCUCUUUAUUUAUUUGACAGUUGGGUUGUUUUUGUACGUGUUCCUUUUUGCAGGUGUCAUUUUCUUACCCAAGGAGAAAUGGUCAGCAUAUAAGUCUGGAAUUUACCCUGGUGUGGGUGUGUGUGCAGGCAGGCUCCCUCAAGAAGAUCUGCUUUCCUGCAGUCCAAACUGUUACAUGCCUUGUUUUUUGAGCAGAGGGGUUUUUCUUGUUCUGGAGGGAGAAGGGAGGGCUGAAGAGAGCAAGUCACCACGUCAGUGGGUAAACCACCUUCACAUUCGGGUGUGUGCUACAUGUUCACAUUUCAGUCUGUGUCCUAGAUGUGUGUUAAGGAUCCGGUCGCAGUCCGUGUCAGCAAAACGUGAGCUGAAAUGUCUACACUGCAGUCUCUUAUCACUGUACCUAAUGAUUUUAUCACUUUGGAUUUGUGGAACAAGACGCUUUAUAGUAGAAACACCAGUAAACAACUUUUUAUACUAUUAAAAUGUUUGGUUUUAUAUGAAAAAACACACUGUUUGUUGAACUGUAUGGUACUGUUUCACUUACUGAAGUAUCUAAGCAACAGAGUGGGCAUCUUUGCUGUUAGAAAUAAGAGAUUGGCUGUGUAGUUCUAUUUCCUCUUUCCUGUUGUGUCAGCUGGUAAUACAGAUGAGAUGUUCCUCUGGUUUGUAACCUUAGCCAGUGCCCCAGUGCAGUAGCUGAGUAGCUUUCAUGAGAUGCGUAAGGAACCUGUUAAAGGACAGCUUAUGGUUUGAACUGUGCAGCUUAAAUGGUAGAAGGUACCAAGCAACAAUACUUUCAGAAAUGCAGGAAACAUUCUGAGUUUGGUUUUGGUUGGGUUGUUUGGUUGUUGUUUUUUUAAUCCCCCCAACGUCCAGCAUGAUCAGAAGUCAUGCGUGGAUCACGGAAGAAGCUCUUCAGCUUUCCAGUCUGAAGGCAGUUACAGUGAGAGGAAGGAAAAAAAGACCUUGCUGAGCAGCACACCAUGUCAGUUGAGCCCAGAAUUUAUUUUGUAAACACUAAUGUAUGAGAUUUGCUAUAAAUUAAAAGUUAUAUAGCAGUUCUUAUUUUUGAGUUGUAAAUAGAGUACUUUGUGUGGAUUGUCUCUAGGAUGAUAUUUCAGUUCAUAGUCCAACAGGCCAUUUCAGUCUCAAUAAGCUGGAAGCAGUUCCUCUAUUUUGUUUUUACUGGUCUGCAGCUGUAUGAUUUAUUUUUUAAUCUGGGAAGGUCUGGAGGGGGUGGGGGUGGGAGGUACAUUCCAAGAUUGCACAUACAUCAGGUAAUAGCAAAUACUCAAGCGUUGGUCUUUCCAUGACAAAGGUCUUGGUGGACUGCAACUCGGCCAGCCUCGAGUCGCAGGUGGAGGCUUGCCCUCACCUGCUCUCAAAGGGUUGCUGGAUUCAGGGUACUCUGGAUCAAACAGCAGCCCUGCAAACAAUGCCUGUUCUUAUUCACAUGUUUAUAUUGUUGCUUACCAAAUAAAAUUCACCGUGAGAACUC